Messenger RNA from Manis javanica (Malayan pangolin), 3178 nucleotides. RefSeq names its product non-SMC condensin I complex subunit G (gene NCAPG). Gene Ontology annotation, biological process: mitotic chromosome condensation. Gene Ontology annotation, cellular component: condensin complex; cytoplasm; condensed chromosome. NCBI's taxonomy places the organism in Eukaryota, Metazoa, Chordata, Mammalia, Pholidota, Manidae. The record is from RefSeq and is a predicted model, not a curated record.
CUCUGGAUUGCUGGCGGGUCGGAUCCAGCGGGAUCUCUGUGGACCCUCAGCCAGUGGUCAGUCGGACUGCAGCCGACCGGGAACUGGGUUGGUCCCAGCCGAGUCCAGGCGCCAUGGGGGCAAAGAGCAUGCUGCCCAUUAAGGAGGCCUUCCAGCUGGCGCAGCAGCCGCACCAGAACCUGGCGAAGCUCGUGGUGGCGCUGAGCCGCACCUACCGCACGAUGGAUGAUAAAACAGUUUUUCACGAGGAGUUCGUUCAUUACCUUAAAUAUGCUAUGGUGGUCUAUAAACGUGAACCAACUGUGGAGAGGGUGAUAGAAUUUGCCGCAAAGUUUGUUACUUCGUUUCACCAAUCAGAUACGGACAAUGAGGAGGAGGAGGAUGGUGGCAUUUUAAAUUAUUUGUUUACUUUUCUGUUAAAGUCUCAUGAAGCAAACAGCAGUGCUGUUAGAUUUAGAGUGUGCCAACUCAUAAACAAACUCUUGGGAAGUAUGCCAGAAAAUUCCCAGAUUGAUGAUGAUUUGUUUGAUAAAAUUAAUAAAGCCAUGCUUAUUAGAUUGAAAGAUAAAAUUCCAAAUGUGAGGAUACAGGCAGUUCUGGCUCUUUCACGACUUCAGGAUCCCAAAGAUGAUGAAUGCCCAGUGGUUAAUGCAUAUGCUAUUUUGAUUGAAAAUGAUUCAAAUCCAGAAGUUAGGCGUGCAGUUUUAUCAUGUAUUGCACCAUCAGCAAAGACAUUGCCCAAAAUUGUAGGGCGUACCAAGGAUGUGAAAGAGGCUGUCAGAAAGCUGGCUUACCAGGUUUUAGCUGAGAAGGUUCAUAUAAGAGCUAUGUCCAUUGCCCAGAGAGUAACGCUUCUUCAACAAGGUCUAAAUGACAGAUCAGACACUGUGAAACAAGCAAUGAAGAAGCAUCUUCUCCAAGGCUGGUUACGAUUCACUGAAGGGAAUAUAUUACAGUUGCUUCAUCGCUUGGAUGUGGAAAAUUCUUCUGAUGUGGCGGUCUCUGUUCUCAAUGCCUUAUUUUUAGUGACUCCUCUUCCUAAACUGGCAGAGAUCUGUAAAAAUAAUGAUGGCAGGAAAUUGAUUCCAGUGGAAACAUUAACUCCUGAAAUUGCUUUGUAUUGGCGUGUCCUUUGUGAAUAUUUGAAAUCAAAAGGAGAUGAUGGUGAAGAAUUUUUAGAGCAGAUUUUGCCAGAGCCUGUAGUUUAUGCAGAGUAUUUACUGAGUUAUAUUCAGAGCAUUCCAGUUGUUAAAGAUGAACAGAGAGGUGAUUUUUCCUAUAUUGGAAAUGUGAUGACCAAAGAGUUCAUAGGUCAACAAUUGAUUCUUAUUAUCAAGUCUUUAGAUACCACUGAAGAAGGAGGAAGGAAACGACUGCUGGCUAUUUUACAGGAAAUUCUUACUCUUCCGACAACUCCAGUAUCCCUAAUUUCUUUUCUUGUUGAGAGACUGCUCCACAUCCUUAUAGAUGAUAACAAGAGAACACAAAUUGUUACGGAAAUUAUAUCAGAGAUUCGGGCACCUAUUGUUACUGUUGGUGUUCAUGAUCCAGCUGCUGCAAGAAAGAAAGAACUCAAGAUGGCUGAAAUAAAAGUUAAACUUAUUGAGGCAAAAGAAGCCUUGGAAAAUUGCAUCACCUUACAGGAUUUUAAUCAAGCAUCAAAAUUAAAAGAAGAAAUAAGAGCAUUAGAAGAUGCUAAAAUAAGCCUAUUGAAAGAGACAGAGCAACUUGAAAUUAAAGAAGUCCACAUAGAAAAGAACGAUGCUGAAACACUACAGAAGUGUCUUAUUUUGUGCUAUGAACUGUUGAAGCAGAUGUCCACUUCAACAGGUAUAAGUGCAACCAUGAAUGGGAUCAUUGAAUCUUUGAUUCUCCCUGGAAUAGUAACUGUUCAUCCUGUAGUAAGAAAUUUGGCUGUUUUAUGCUUGGGAUGCUGUGGACUACAGAAUCAGGAUUUUGCAAGUAAACACUUUGUAUUACUAUUGCAGGUUUUGCAAAUUGAUGAUGUGACAAUAAAAGUAAGUGCUUUGAAGGCAAUCUUUGACCAACUGAUGACAUUUGGGAUUGAACCAUUUAAAACUAAAAAUAUCAAAGCCCUUCAAAGUGAAGCAGAAAUAAACACUGAAGAAGAACAAGAGUCAAAGGAAGAUGAAGAUGAGACUGCUACAGCCAGGAAUAUUCUGAAACUCCUUUCUGACUUCUUAGAUAGUGAGGUAUCUGAACUCAGGACAGGAGCUGCAGAAGGACUAGCAAAGCUGAUGUUCUCUGGGCUUCUGGUCAGCAGCAAGAUUCUUUCUCGUCUCGUCUUGUUGUGGUACAAUCCUGUGACUGAAGAGGACGUUCAACUUCGGCAUUGCCUAGGCGUGUUCUUCCCCAUGUUUGCUUAUGCCAGCAGGGCUAAUCAGGAAUGCUUUGAGGAAGCCUUUUUACCAACUCUGCAGACACUGGCCAGCGCCCCUGCGUCUUCUCCAUUGGCAGAAGUAGAGGUUGCUAAUGUUGCUGAGCUGCUUGUGGACUUGACGAGACCGAGUGGCUUAAAUCCUCAGGCCAAGCACUCUGAGUAUCAGGCCUUAACAGUUCAUGACAAUUUGGCAAUAAAAAUUUGCAAUGAGAUCUUAACAUGUCCACACUCACCAGAAAUUCGGGUUUAUACGAAAGCCCUGAGUUCUUUAGAACUCAGUAGCAAUCUUGAUAAAGAUCUUUUGGUUCUCUUGAAUGAGAUUUUGGAGCAAGUAAAAGAUAGGACAUGUCUGAGAGCUUUGGAGAAAAUCAAGAUUCAGUUAGAAAAAGGAAAUAGAGAGUAUGGUGAGCAAACUGCAGCGGAAAAGGAUGACAACAUGACUACGACUGAUUUUCAAAAUGAAGAUGAAAAGAAUAAAGUAUAUACCACUCCUCUCAAGGAUAUAAAAGCAACCCAAGCAUCAAAAUCCACUCAGCAAAAGACUAACAGAGGACGGAGAAAAGUGACAGCUUCAGUAAGUAUGAACAGGAGAUGUCAGAUGGCUGAGGCUGACUCUGAAAGUGAUGAUGAAGUUCCAGAGCCAGAAUCAGAAAUGAAGGUGAGAUUACCAAGACGAGCCAAAAUAGCCGCACUGGCGAAAAGUAAACUCAACCUCGCGCAACUUCUUGAUAAAGAUACUGGUUAGGAGAAGAGACCGCGGAGGUGGGGUUCUUUUAA